AUGGGAGAAUCAGGCAAAGGGAAGGCUUUUUUAAGAACAACUAACAAAAACGAAGAAGCAACUGCCACUACUGCAAAUGGACGGGUUCAAGCAUUACCCAUCAAGGGAAAUCAUCCUGAUGAUAAGAACCAUUUGCGUCUAAUUUCAAAGCCUAAUGGAUCAAUGAGGCAAUCCCAUUGUUCUAUCUGCAUGGCCAAAGAGAAUUGUCGAAUUGUGCGUUCGAGAACUAGGCUAAUGAACAUUUUGAUAGAGAGAGGGAGACCUCAGGAAGCCCAGUCCCUUUUUAAUGGUUUAAUUGAAGGGGGACACAGGGCUUCACUGGUAUCAUACACAACCCUCCUAGCUGCCUUGACCAUCCAGAAGCGCUUUGAGUCCAUUCCUUAUGUUAUAUCACAGGUGGAAGAGAAUGGAAUGAAUCCUGAUUUAAUAUUUUUCAAUGCUGUUAUAAAUGCUUUCUCGGAAUCUGGGAAUGUAGAGAAAGCCAUGGAAACCUUAAGGAAGAUGAAGGAGAGUGGAAUAAAACCCACUACCAGCACUUAUAACACAUUGAUCAAAGGGUAUGGGAUUUCUGGUAAGCCUGAAGAUUCUUUACAACUGCUUGAGAUGAUGUCCCAAGAGGAAAAUGUGAAACCAAAUAUAAGGACUUUUAAUGUUCUAGUCAGAGCAUGGUGUAAGAAGAAGAACAUUACAGAGGCAUGGAAUGUGGUGCAUAAGAUGGUAACUUCUGGAAUGCGACCUGAUGCCGUUACCUACAACACUUUAGCAACAGCAUAUGCUCAAAAUGGAGAGACAAGUAAGGCAGAAGGAAUGAUUCUAGAGAUGCAGAACAACAAAGUGCAACCCAAUGAACGAACUUGUGGCAUUAUCAUAAGUGGGUAUUGUAAGGAAGGUAAACUGAAGGAGGCCUUAAGGUUUAUGAAAAGGAUAAAAGAUCUUGGGCUGCAUCCAAACAUCGUUGUCUUUAACUCACUGAUUAAAGGUUUUGUUGAUACCAUGGAUAGAGAUGGGGUCGAUCAGGUGCUGAAGUUGAUGGAAGAAUUUGGGGUCAAACCUGAUGUGAUAACAUUUAGCACCAUCAUGAAUGCAUGGAGCACAGCCGGAUUCAUGGAGAAGUGUAGGCAAAUCUUUGAUGAUAUGGUGAAGGCUGGCAUAAAACCUGACGUGCAUGCAUACAGCAUUCUUGCCAAAGGUUAUGUGCGUGCUCAAGAAGUGGAGAAAGCUGAAGAACUAUUAGCAGCCAUGAUGAAAUUGGGAGUUCGUCCAAACGUUGUGAUUUUCACAACCAUCAUGAGUGGAUGGUGCAGUUCCGGCAGAAUGGAGCAUGCAAUUAAAGUUUUUGAUAAGAUGUGUGAACAUGGAAUUUCUCCCAAUUUGAAGACAUUUGAGACCCUAAUAUGGGGAUUUGGAGAAACAAAGCUGCCAUGGAAAGCUGAAGAAAUACUCCAGAUUAUGAAAGAGUUUGGUGUUCAGCCAGAAAAAUCUACUAUCUCGCUUGUUGCUGAUGCUUGGCGUGCAAUUGGAUUAACAAAGGAGGCAAAUAGGAUGAUGGGUGCUAUGAGAAGUAAAGAGAAGACCCAUCAGGUUGAAACCGAAGAGGUACCAUUUGAGAGCUUAGAGAAAAUUUAUCAUAAGAAAUCUGCAAGUGCCUUUCAUCCCAAUCUGUUACAGAUACCAUCAGUUACAAGUGAUCAAAAAGGAUCAGCAGCUUCAGCAACUAGAAAAGGAAGAAUGGUGCUAAGAGACGGUGAUUUUUCAUUUGACGUCUCAUCGCUUGCUGCAAAAUCUAUGAAUCUGUCUCAGACUUGUAAAUUUGGGGAAAGAUUGCCAAUUAUAUGCCGGAAGCAAUCUCAGGGGCAGCUUGGUGUGUAUGGUCAGUUUGCACAGCAAUGUACAGUUGUGUUCUUGAACUGA
Molecule: messenger RNA, 1911 nt
Organism: Prunus armeniaca (apricot)
Lineage: Eukaryota; Viridiplantae; Streptophyta; Magnoliopsida; Rosales; Rosaceae
Source: the annotation of a GenBank genome assembly